CAAACCCCUUCAAACUAUCCUCGCAACCCUACCCAUCAACCUUCACUAUACCCAAUUGAACGCAAGCCGUGUCAAUUCUAUAACCGACUCUUGCCGUUUCUCAUAUUGGCCAUUUGGCGAUUGAACCCGUAUCGUACGCCACCGGACAUGAUGGCCACCCCAACUCCAUUUCAAAUCAACGUUUCGGAAUCCUCCAUAAAGUCUCUCCACGACAAGCUAAGCCUGGCUACAUUCCCAGAUGAGCUCAUUGAUGCAAAUUGGGAACUCGGGGCCCCUCUCUCGCACGUGAAGCGACUGUCUGAGUACUGGCAUAAUGGCUUCGACUGGCGCGCGCAAGAAGCCAAACUGAACAAACUGCCGCAAUUCAAAACCAAAAUUGCCACAGAGAAGUUUGGGGAGCUGGACGUCCAUUUUGUGCACCAGAAAAGCAAGGUGGAUGGAGCGAUUCCGUUGUUAUUUGUUCACGGCUGGCCUGGAAGCUUCAUAGAAGUGACGAAGCUACUCCCUAUCCUGACGGCAGGUUCGGAGACCCAGCCAGCUUUUCACGUUGUUGCACCGUCUCUCCCAGGGUUUGGGUUCUCUGAUGGCCCCAAGGAGAGAGGAUUUGGCUUAAAACAACAUGCUGAAACGGUUCACAAUCUUAUGCUCUCUCUGGGCUACGAUGAAUACGUGACCCAGGGAGGCGACUGGGGCGCCUUCAUCACUCGAUCACAGGGCCUUCUAUACCCCCAAUCAGUCAAAGCCUCUCACCUCAACUUUUUCCCUACCGUCCCGUCCUUGACCAAUGCCAUCUACCACCCCAUCACCACCCUUCAGGUAAUGUUUAACUUCGUAACAAAUUACGCCGAAAGUCGCAGGCGCCUUGCGAAAACCUCCACCUUCCUUCAAGCUGGGAGCGGCUAUAAUGUAAUCCAAACCUCGAGGCCACAGACGAUUGGUUACGCCCAAGCCGAUUCCCCGGUCGCCUUGCUUGCUUGGAUUUACGAGAAGCUGCACGACUGGACAGAUGCAUACCCCUGGACGGAUGACGAGGUCCUAACCUGGGUAAGCAUCUAUUGGUUCUCGGCUGCCGGACCGGCCGCCUCGAGCCGUAUCUACCAUGAGGCUAGGGCGACGGAUGUCAAACCAAAGAACGGGGAUAUUCACCUCAUACAGGCUGCUAGAGAUUAUAGCUCUGGGCCGAAAUUUGGAUUGUCCCAUUUUCCCAAGGAACUGAUGCCGAUGCCUUAUUCAUGGGGCAGCAUGGUGGGGGCGGUUGUGCAGGAGGUCGAGCAUGAGUCAGGUGGGCACUUUGCUGCAUGGGAGAAACCUGAGGAACUAUGUGGGGAUGUGAGAAAGAUGUUCUCUAAAGGUGGACCAUGCUAUGGGAUCGUCAAAGGGAGGGAUGGAUAUGUGAGCGGUACCAUGUAACCCGUGGUAAGACCGCAGGAGUGGAACGCAUAUGAAGUGCCGUGAAGUUCGACGUGGGUGUGGGAAGAGGGCUGCAGCAUGUAUAACCAGGUUGGAGCACGCCGGUCAACAAAUCCCUGCUCAUGAAUGAGCUAGAACUUCCCCAUGUAACGAAUCCUUAACAAAACAAACCAAACUGGGUACAAGGUUGGGUCCAUUGUGCAGUGUGGCUAGGUUACACCCAUAUAUUCUUAAUAUAUCUUAGGUGAAACGCCAAUUAAGUGGUUCGUUGUGCCCAAAGCCUUGGGCAAUAUAAAACGAC
Molecule: messenger RNA, 1711 nt
Organism: Pseudogymnoascus verrucosus
Lineage: Eukaryota; Fungi; Ascomycota; Leotiomycetes; Thelebolales; Thelebolaceae
Exons: 4
Coding region: 148-1410 (420 amino acids)
Biological process (GO): epoxide metabolic process
Molecular function (GO): epoxide hydrolase activity
Source: RefSeq, a predicted model, not a curated record